Molecule: messenger RNA, 2237 nt
Organism: Rosa chinensis
Lineage: Eukaryota; Viridiplantae; Streptophyta; Magnoliopsida; Rosales; Rosaceae
Product: alpha-L-fucosidase 1
Exons: 5
Coding region: 1189-2010 (273 amino acids)
Biological process (GO): fucose metabolic process; glycoside catabolic process
Cellular component (GO): lysosome
Molecular function (GO): alpha-L-fucosidase activity
Source: RefSeq, a predicted model, not a curated record
UCAAUUCUCACACGAGAACAUUAUAGCCAAGUGUUUUCUUGAAGCCACGAGACGUCACCGUCUCUUCAUCUUCAUCUUCAUCUCACCGAUGAAAGAAAGCUCUGGUUAAUGAACAAAGCAGGGGGGUUUCCUCUUCACAGAGCACAUCCUUCCAUGGUGAAGGGAAGUGGUUGGUCAAAUAUAUAUGGAGGUGUGUACGUGAUGAUCAGUCAGAAGGAUGCAUGGUGUGGUCGAAGAUGAUGAAGGCUUUCAACUUUCAGACGACGAAGGCGAUGAGGAAACUUUCAGAUCUUAGAAAACUAUGGUGGAAUAGCGAAACUGCGAAAUCUGAAGAUUUAUGUCAUCCCAUCUCAAAAAUAUUGGUCGAGAUAUGUAGUGAUUAACUACCCAGAUCCUUCUAGAACCCAUGUCAUCUGCAUUUAUCUGUAAGAGUUUGAUGAAGGAUCAUAGGAAUAGUUCCCGGCCAGUACGUUUCCCAACACAGCCUCGACGGAUUUUUCCCUCGAUGGAAUACGGUAUCCGGUGACAACGUACUACAAGUUGGGUUCAACAAAUCGAUGCCAAACAAAUCUAAAUCUUUGCGGACACGGGUCCUAAUCCCUAAUCAUGAGUUUUCAUACGGUUGCAGAAUGUGCUUUGUGGCCAACGAGGAGAAGAUGAACGAUGGUGUUGUCGGCUAUUGACCCAUUAACAGUUUAUGUUAAAGAGGGAAAGGGUGGUUGAUCGAGGACGAAAGAAGAUCACUUGCAGAAGAGAGACACAAGAGCAGAGAAUGUAAUGGUUGGCCUUUGAUUAUCAAAUUCUGCUAGCAGUGAGUGUCGGAGUGAUUUCAAUAUCUGUUCUUACACUGAAAGCUGUGAAUUUAUAAGGGCUUUCAUCCUUGAGAAGAUCAUUUUCAUCGAGCCAUCUCUCUGGCUGAAACUCUUUGGCAUCAUCUCCCCAUAGAGAUUUCAUCCUUCCCAUUGCAUAAGAUUGGUAUACCACCAUGUACCCCUUUUGACAUGUGGCUGGCAAUGACUUCGGGAGUUCGGGCUUUAUCUGUCACCGUGGGAUAGGCAUGGCUGGAGAUACGCUCAGGAGGUAGCAUACAAUCAGUACUGCUUGGCCCAAUUACAAGAACUUCUCAGCAGGUACGGGAGUGUAAUAGAAAUUUGGUUCGAUGGAAAUAAGGGUCCGAAUGCACCAAACAUGUCCUAUUACUUUUCAGAUUGGUUCUCCAUGGUGAGGGAGUUACAGAGCUCCAUUAACAUAUUCUCGGAUGCUGAUCCGGUUGUUAGAUGGGUUGGCGAUGAGCAAGGCUUCACCAGAAGCACAAGCUGGUCCACCAUUAAUCGGAGUUCAUUAUCAAUUGAGAAUGCAAGCAUUGAAGGUUAUCUCAACACUGAUGAUCCACAAGGAACAGACUGGUUGCCGCCAGAAUGUGACGUUUCGAUAAGAAAUGGAUGGUUUUGGCACAAAUCAGAGUCGCCUAAGAAGCUAAGCAAGCUACUUGAAAUUUACUAUAACUCGGUAGGAAGAAAUUGUGUGCUGUUACUCAAUGUGCCUCAUAAUUCAACCAGACUUAUAUCCGAAGUAGAUGUGAAAAGACUUGGAGAUUUGAGAGGUGCAAUUGACACAAUAUUUUCUAGCAACUUAGCUGAAAGAUGCUUCAUCAAAGUGAGUAGCCAAAGAGGUGGCAAAGGAGGAGGUUUUGGACCUGAAAAUGUGCUAGACAGUGACCAUUUGUGGACGUAUUGGGCUCCAAAGGAUGGUGAAAAAGAGGAGCAUUGGAUUGAAUUUAGAGGCAGAGAUAAAGAUAAAGGAUUGAGGUUCAAUGUGAUUAGGAUUCAAGUGGCAAUCGAGCUUGGCCAGAGAAUCAAAAGGCAUGAAAUUUAUGUGGAUGGUAAGAGGGUUGCAAAUGGAACCACUGUGGGGUACAAGAGGCUUCACAGAAUUGAAGGGGGAGUAGUCUAUGGCCAAAUUGUCAGAAUUAGAAUUAAAGACUCAAAAGGGCUGCCUUUGAUUUCUUGAUUUCUUCCGUUGGUCUGCAUUUUGAUCCCUAUUGGCACCCAAGUGGAUAGCUACUUUGAUAUGUAGAGUUAGAGAUAAACAAAAACAAAAACAGCACUAUGUUGACUCUUUAUCUUUAAACUUAUAUUUAUUCGCUUUUUGGUGCCUAUUCUCUGCUGCUCUCUGUUUGAAAUGCCUUGUAUUCUGUUCUCAGGCCAUUGGCAAUAAAAAGAGCAUUUACAUGGGGA